AUGGCUUCAGUAACCUCCAGCCAAGCUCCUCAAUCCGAACCUGCAGUCGCUGGCUAUUCCAAAACCGCUCGCCGACAAUACCAGAGCUGUGAUCAGUGUCGCAAAAGCAGAAGGGCUUGCGAUGCCGGCACGUUGAGAGUUACCAGCUUUCCUCUUCCCCAUGACGAGGAACCGAACGCGCCCGCCCCCACGCGCGAAGCAUGCUCCAACUGUGCAAGAAGCAGCAAGAAAUGUACAUUUGAUUGGCUUCGUUCUCUUCCUUUGCAUGGUCUGCCCAAGGGCGUCAAACGAAAGCUCGAAUUGACGGGCCUUCCAGAGCCUCAUGUCGCUCCAUCAGACUCCUACGGGUUCCCGUCUUCCUAUACGGAAUUGGCAUCGCUGCCGAACGCCCAAGUCGCUGAAAACUUCACCCACAACCAACAAGUCGGACAUAAUAAUCACACAUGGUAUCCAAAAAUUGCGCCAAGCACAAAAGGUCUCCCUGCUCUUCCAGACCUGCUCCAUUCCCAGACCGGAUUAAGCACCAAUACCAUUGCACCAUCCCUCCAGCCGCUAGGAGCGCCAGGCAACCCGACCACCAUUCUUCCUGGAGAAGAGGGGUCACAGAGCAAUCCGCGGAAUCUCCUCUUCAAUCAUUACGACAAGUCGAUUUCCCCAUCGAGCUCCAAUUCGACUGAUUCUCGAAAAGGAAACUGUAGAUCGGAUUCGGUGGGAGGCUUAACGUCAACACACUCGGAUUCCAGCCGCGAAAAUGACGAUGCAAGUGUUCCAGCCGACAAGCAGACCAAAUCUUGGGCCGGUCCUACGGACCUUUCCGAUACCGCCUUUGUGGAUCAGUUCUCAUCCAUAGGCUCCUCUUCACGAGGCCCUUCAAUCGGCUCAACCCAGUGCUGCAAUAGCGCCGGACAAAGCUCACUACCGCUGUCUUCUGGCCAGGUGCGGUUGGCGGACAAAGCGAUGAAAGCAAUGGUAGCCAAUGGACUGCUUCGAAUCUACCAUGACAGCUUUGAAAAUUCCUUGUCAUGCUGGGUCACGGAAAGAAAUUGCCCUUACGAGGUUGAACUGAGUGAUCUUAUGGCUUCGUCAAAUUUCAGGUCCACGGCAGAAGAAACGGCCUACAAACUCAGUGAUAACCGAAUAUUCUCACGCGUUUCGAGAUUGGAUUCCGCCUUUGCCCCCCUCCGAGGCCGUGCUUUGACUGCAUCGGAGAACGGGGCAGCCCAAAAGGCGCUCAAUGCCGCUGUCAUGGCGUUUGCGAGCCAAUGGUCCCAUGGCUCGCACAAUGCGUUCUGGCGAAGUAAAGAAGACAAAUCGACGACGAAAACCUGGCAGGACCGGGGCCGGAAUGGCCCACCUAACGACCCGGCGUUGUCCGCCGAAUGUGAACGCAUGAUCCAAAAGACACUUUGGCACAAGGCCCGGAGCGCAAUCCAGGCGACCGCCGAAAUUGACUCGUUCAAAGUCAUUCUGGCUUAUAUGCUCUUUGCUUUAACGCAGAGGCCCAUCGAUGAAAAGAGCAAAUCGACACAGGGAUCACCACUCCAGCCCCAUGGUGACGCAGCAAACGCCCGUCACAGUUCAGGGGAUAACCUUUCCGGGGAUGGAACCCCGGCCCAAUUCACCGAUCCGGCUAUGGAUGCCAUGGUGAGUGAAGAGUGGAAUCCAUUUUACGCCAGUGACCUGGAGGCGCUAGUGUCUCCUCCCAUCUACCUCGAGACGGCCGUACGGAAUUUAUUCUCAUGGAGGCGCCGAGUGGAACGGUAUCGACGAAUGCGCUCCCAAAUUUCGGUGGACGGGUCCAUAGGCACCGUGGCCCUGAAGGACCAGCAGACGUUCAACAUUCUCUUCUGGCUCGGCGUCAUGUGCGACACGACCUCUUCGGCAAUCAGCAAACGGCCCUUGGUCAUCCCCGACGAGGAUUGCGCCAUGAUUCGAGAGAAGUUGGACUCAUUCCGCCCCAAUGCUAACUCAGACCUCCACUGGCCUGGACCAGGUGCAGACCAGGCGUCUGGACCGCCAGAACCGGACGGCCAAACAGGCGCACUGUGGGGAAAUUAUUUACUGACCUUCAAGUGGGCAGGACCCCGAAAAACUCCGCCUCGAUGGCCAUGUUGCUUCGACGAAGCAGCCUUGGUUCUGCAGGAAGCCAUCCCGGUGAAGGUGUUGAUGUUCCGGAAAGUCGGACAAUUGCAAACCCUCGCGUAUCGAAGAAGCGCACCACGCACGCUGGAAACCUGCAUCGAAGAAGCCCUCACCGUCUAUCAACACUGGAACGCGACAUACGGACAGUUCAUGAUUGAUUGCGUCAACGAGCACAACAACCUGCCUCCACACGUUCAGUCGUGGUAUGUCAUCCUCGACGGCCACUGGCAUUACGGAUGCUUGCUUCUCGCCGACACGAUCGCACAAAUCGACCGGGAAGAGAAGACCAUGACCCCGCAGCGAAAUCUCCGUGUCAUCUGUGGCCUGAUCACUGAACUGAGGAGGAUGAACUCGCAGGCCAUUGCGAAGAUCGCACAGGCGUCUCUGUCCGAACACACGCCCUCGUACCCCAACAACCCGGAAUUCCACUUCGCGUGCAACGGCAGUGCCAUCCUCACGGAGCCGUGGACCGACGUUCUCGUCCGUGCGAUGGGCAGCGCUUGUAAAGUCUUUAUAAACUGGCUGUCCAUCUGGGAUAAGCCGGCCGAUCCUUUGCAUAACUGGGUGGUGACAAACACUACCUACGAUGACUUGUAUGCACAGGCCGAGGCCUGUAUUCAGGGCAUGACUCUCCUGGGUCGCAAGUCCGACGCGGCCAACUACACGGCUAAAGUGUUUUGGACCCGGCUGAGUGAAUUGUCCCAUCAUCGCCGUUCUUCGGACUCAACUGAGGAUGAGAAGUCACUUGCUGAAGAACUGGUUUCGGAAUUGUCCGAGCUGAAUCGGGUUUCGAGGCACGAAUCUCUUCUCAUGGCUAUUUAG
This is a messenger RNA of Rhinocladiella mackenziei CBS 650.93, 2964 nucleotides long. RefSeq lists its product as uncharacterized. Lineage: Eukaryota; Fungi; Ascomycota; Eurotiomycetes; Chaetothyriales; Herpotrichiellaceae. Gene Ontology annotation, biological process: regulation of DNA-templated transcription. The transcript has a single exon. Gene Ontology annotation, molecular function: zinc ion binding; DNA-binding transcription factor activity, RNA polymerase II-specific. The coding region runs from base 1 to 2964 and encodes 987 amino acids. The record is from RefSeq and is a predicted model, not a curated record.